ACCUGGAGAAAUAUCAAGGGCAGAGGCAGAGGAAGUGCCCCCCAAGAGCCAAGAACAUCUGCCCCCCCAGGGUUGCCAAUUUUCCAUCUUUGGCAGAAGGGCGGGGCCCGGGGGGAGAGACACCUCUAUGGGAGCAGACCUCAGCCAUGAGAAUGCUCAUGACCACACAACCAAUGGCUCCACACCACACUCCGCCCCCGGAUUUAGAUCGGAAGUGGCCAGAACUCUGUCCAAGGGUCCAGCGGUGGGGAUUGACCUGGGCACCACCUACUCUUGUGUAGCAGUCUGCCAGAGGGGCAAAGUGGACAUCAUCGCCAAUGACCACAGCAACCGAAUAACCCCCAGCUACGUGGCAUUCACCGACCGCGAGCGCCUGGUGGGAGAACCCGCAGAGAUACAGGUAGGCCUCAACCCAGAGAACACGGUCUUCAGCGCCAAGCGGCUGAUUGGGCGUCCAUUUGAUGACCCCUUGGUACAGUCGAACCUGAAGCACUGGCCUUUCCAAGUGGUUGGUGGCGGCGGGGGGAAGGUCAAGGUUCAAGUGUCGUACAGAGGGUUGGAAAAGGCUUUCUAUCCCGAGGAAAUCUCCGCCAUGGUGUUAUCCAAGUUGAAGCAGGUAGCUGAGGCCUACCUAGGCCGCCCAGUCACACAGGCUGUCAUCACAGUGCCAGCCUACUUCAACGAUGCCCAGCGCCAAGCCACCAUAGAUGCUGGUGCGAUCGCAGGACUCCAAGUCCUCAGGGUUAUCAACGAGCCCACUGCCGCCGCCAUUGCCUAUGGCCUGAAUAGCAGCAGCAAGUGGAAGACGAAGAGAAACAUCCUCAUCUUUGACCUGGGUGGAGGGACCUUUGACGUUUCCAUCCUUGCUGUCCAAGACGGGAUCUUCGAAGUGAUGGCAACAGCUGGAGAUACCCAUUUGGGUGGAGAGGAUUUUGACAAAAGGCUGAUGGAUCACCUCGCUCAAGAGUUCAGGAAUAAGCACAAAGAGGACAUCAGCCAAAGCAAAAAGGCUCUGCAGAGGCUGAGGGCCGCCUGUGAAAAGGCAAAGCGGACCCUGAGUUCCAACGUUACAGCCAAUAUCAACAUUGACGCCCUCUACAAGGGGGUGGAUUUCCACGCUACCAUCACCAGAGCUUCCUUUGAGGACUUGUGCUCUGACCUCUUCCAAGCCACUGUGAGACAUGUAGAGAGGGCACUGGGAGAUUCUGGGUUUAAAAAGACCCAGAUUCAUGACAUUGUGCUGGUGGGCGGUUCCACUCGCAUCCCCAUGAUCCAGAGGCUGCUGUCAAAAUUCUUUGACGGGCAGGAGCUGAGCAAGACCAUCAACCCUGAUGAGGCAGUCGCUUAUGGGGCAGCUGUUCAGGCCGCCAUAUUGACAGGCCACAGGUACCAGAACCUGCAAAAUCUCCUUCUCUUGGAUGUGACCCCAGUCUCCUUGGGACUGGAGACCGUAGGAGGCGUGAUGGACGUUGUGAUCAAACGUAACUCUCCGAUCCCAACGAAGGAGACCAGGAACUUCUCCACCACGGAAGACAACCAAAGCAGCCUCUUCUUGCAAAUCUAUGAAGGGGAACGAACGUUGACGAAGCACAACCGCCUUCUCGGCACUGUGACGCUCAGUGGCCUCCAACCCGCCCCACGCUGCGUGCCGGUGAUCGUGGUCACCUUUGUCAUUGAUCACAAUAAUAUCCUUACUGUUUCUGCCAUGGAGAGAAACACGGGCAAAACCAACCAGCUCACCGUCACAGACACCCGAGGCCGGUUGGACAGAGAAGAGAUGGAACGGAUUCUACAGGAGGAGGAAGAUUAUAGAGCGCGAGAGAAGGCAGAACAGGAAAAGAUAGAAGCCUUGAAUUCUUUAGAGUCCACCACCCUCCAGCUCAAGAGAGCUGCGGUGGAGACAGUCCUGGAUGACCGAGCCAAGAGGAGGGUACUAGAAAUGUGUGAAGAGACCACGGCAUGGAUGGAGGACAAUCAGCUCGCUCCGAAGAAAGAGUACGAGGAACGGAAGAGGGAGCUGGAGGAGGUCUGCUCUUCCAUCAUCACGCAUUUCACCACGGAUGGAGAAAAGCCUUAUAAAGGCGGGUUGGGGGAGAAACGUUAGCUCCAAACUUCUUGGCAAACCACUGAACCACAUUAAAAGAAAAGAAGUGUGGAUGGAAA
Hemicordylus capensis (graceful crag lizard) is the source of this 2163-nucleotide messenger RNA. RefSeq names its product heat shock 70 kDa protein-like. The transcript has a single exon. Gene Ontology annotation, biological process: cellular response to unfolded protein; vesicle-mediated transport; protein refolding. Lineage: Eukaryota; Metazoa; Chordata; Lepidosauria; Squamata; Cordylidae. Bases 128 to 2104 code for a protein of 658 amino acids. Gene Ontology annotation, molecular function: ATP hydrolysis activity; ATP-dependent protein folding chaperone; ATP binding. Gene Ontology annotation, cellular component: nucleus; cytosol; cytoplasm. The record is from RefSeq and is a predicted model, not a curated record.